Molecule: messenger RNA, 1375 nt
Organism: Erigeron canadensis
Lineage: Eukaryota; Viridiplantae; Streptophyta; Magnoliopsida; Asterales; Asteraceae
Exons: 8
Coding region: 1-1167 (388 amino acids)
Molecular function (GO): protein binding
Source: RefSeq, a predicted model, not a curated record
AUGUCUGAUCAUACACUAAUUGCCACUGCAAAACGGAGGUUCAAAAACAUACGUUUACAGGAAGAGUAUGAUACUCAUGAUUCAGAGGAACUUUAUAAGAGGUCAAAAAUUGUAGAAAUAGUUGCUGCUCAUGGUAUAGUCUUUGCUCUUGCAGAAUCUGGAAUCUGUGCUGCAUUCAGUCGAGAGACAAAUAAAAGGAUAUGCUUUCUGAAUAUCAGACAUGAUGAACUUAUACGAAACUUGUUUUACAAUAAGAAUGAUAAUUCCGUCAUUUCUGUUUCAGUCUAUGAUUCAGACAAGAUUAAAACCUUGAAGUUUAGAACAACCCCGAUUGAAUACAUAAGGAGGGGUAUGCCAGAUGCAGGUUAUGCUCUUUUCGAGUCCGAGUAUAUAGAUUCGUCUGGAUUUGUGGAGUUUGACGACGUGAAUGCAAAAGUUCUUAUUUUCUCAGCACAAGAUAGAAUUUACAAGGUGUUCAAUUUGAAAAAUUAUAUGAUGUUAUACUCCAUAUCAGAUGAGAACAUUGAAGAAAUCAAACUAAGCACUGGGAUCAUGUUGCUGGUAUAUAAUAAAGUAAGUGUUCAUGUCACUUAUGUCCCUCUAAAGAUCCUCUCGAUUGAAGACGGAACUGUUUUGAGAACUUUCGACUAUGUUCUCUGUCAAAGUAAGGUGGAUUUCAUUGAACUGUUUCAUGAAAAUAUUCUUAUCAAGCAAGAGAAUGAGAAUCUUCAUAUUUUUGAUGCACGCAAUUCCGAGCUAACAGAAGUUAAUAGGACAGAAUUUGCGACACCGUCGGCCUUUCUCUAUCUGCAUGACAGCCAAUUAUUCGUGACGCUUGGACAGAAAAAAGUGGCGGUCUGGAACCUCUAUGGCGACCUUGUGACUUCUUAUGAAAGUCAUUAUUUGUUCGACAUUAACAACAUGUACAUCACAAAUGCUCAGGAUUUAAUCAUUUCCUAUUGCAAAGCUGAUUCUGUAACCGGAGGAAAUGGCUUGAUCAAGAUCAUCAAUGUUGCAACAGGAGACUGCGUAGCUAAAGUGAAGGCAAUGAAUGAUGCAGAAGCCAUGGAGGCGCUGGAAGACAUCACUGCCCUUUUCUAUGAUGAAGAGCAUAACGAGAUCUAUACUGGUAAUAUCCAUGGUCUAGUCCAUGUGUGGUCUAACUAAGACGGUGUUUGAUUCGUAAGUGGGUUCUUAGGUAUGGGUUUGGGUAUAUUUCAUUUAAAUGUUAAUCCUGUGAAGUUUAUGUUAUGUUUUAUAGAGAUUUUUAGUUCUCUUGGCCCAUGACCCCCAUAAGUAGUGUAUUAUGCUGAUCAAUGUCAUUAAAAACUUGUUUAGUAAAUUUUAUGUUAAGCAUUUUUGGAGGUUUUUGUUU